AUGGUGGUGAUUGAGCCGGUGCCUUCCACCGAUAUUGAACCAGAAUCGUCAAAUUCAACCACCGCCAGAGUAGAUUCGAGCAAUAACAAUAGAGCAAAUGUCGAUGGAGUAGAUUCGAGAAAUGGUGAUAAAGCAACAGCCGCCGGAUACGCAUCCGACGGAUACGAAACGGCAAGCGAGACGAAAGUUGGCGAUGAUGAGACUGUUUCUGACAAGAAUGAUACACGGAACGCCGUUGGAAAUUAUCAGAAACACAAAUUGGAAGAGAUAUCUGUGGUGUCGAAGGAUCAGACUUAUGAAGAUGCACUUAAUGAGGAUGAACUCAAGCAGAAAAUUUUAGCUCAAAUGAAUGAGGCAAAAGUUGAAGGAAAUAAGUUAUUUGGAGAUGGUCUGUAUCAAGAGGCAUUAUUGAAGUAUGAUUAUGCUAUCCAACUUGCACCUGAGAUGUCCUCUUCUUCUGAAAUUAGGUCAAUAUGUCAUAAUAAUCGAGCUACAUGUUUCUGUAAGCUGGGAAACUACGAGGAUACAAUUAAAGAAUGUACCAAGGCAUUGGAGAUAAAUCCUACAUACAUGAAAGCUCUGCUUAGACGAGGAGAGGCCCAUGAAAAGCUUAAAAACUAUGAUGAGGCUAUUGCUGAUAUGAAGAAAAUCUUGGAGUUGGAUCCUUCAAAUCACCAAGCUAAGAGAACCAUUAUCCGUUUAGAGCCAUUGGCUAUAGAAAAGCGUGAAAAAAUGAAGGAAGAGAUGAUUGGGAAGUUGAAAGAUAUGGGCAACACUAUUCUGGGAAAAUUUGGGAUGAGCGUCGACAACUUUAAAGCAGUGCAAGAUCCAAAUACGGGAUCAUAUUCUAUCUCGUUUCAGCGCUAGAGAUGGCUUCUGCGUGUUUAUAUAUAGCUGAAGAUAUCUAUGAGACUUUCUUUGGUAUUAAGAUUUCGGAAACAAACUGCAUCCAUGUUGGAGAUAUCGUGUUUUGUUUUUUCCGAUCCGUUAAAAGUUGGUUACCACUUG
Molecule: messenger RNA, 1008 nt
Organism: Cynara cardunculus var. scolymus (artichoke)
Lineage: Eukaryota; Viridiplantae; Streptophyta; Magnoliopsida; Asterales; Asteraceae
Product: tetratricopeptide repeat protein 1
Exons: 5
Coding region: 1-867 (288 amino acids)
Molecular function (GO): protein binding
Source: RefSeq, a predicted model, not a curated record